AGGAGAAAAUAGUUUUAAAUAGUUAUUUACGGCUAUCAAUUAUUAUGUCUCUUCUUUUCGUAUGUUUUGUCAUUGUUAUUAUUAUUAAUUUUAUAUCUUUUUUGGGUGUAGAUGUGAUUUCAUCUUUGAUAUUUACUAUAUAUUCUAAUUUUCUCCCGUAUGAAUUAUCGUCUACAAUAAAAAGAUAUAGAUUACUUCAACGCUCUGCGCUUCAGACAAAAAAAGAGCUUUCUAAUACUAGUAGUGUAGACGAGUUUGCUAAAUGGGCAAAAUUGAGAAGAAAAUAUGAUAAGGAAAUUUCAGAAUUAGAAAAAUCAACAGCAGAAAUGAAUAAUAAGAGAUAUUACUUUAAUAUCAGAAUCCGUAUAAUAAUAUGGUUAUCUACAAAUGGCCUGCAAUAUAUUAUUCAAUGGUAUUAUCGUAAAAUACCAGUGUUUUGGCUGGCAAAAGGCUGGUUUCCACAUUAUAUUGAACGGAUUUUAUGUUUUCCAAUGGCACCUAUUGGAUCUGUUAGUGUAAGUAUAUGGUUUUUUGUCACCAAUCAUGUUGUUUCAGAAACAUUUUGUAUUAUAAAAAACUGUUUUUUUGAGAAUCAAGCAAAACGUAAUAUAAACUCUAAAAUUCAUUCAAAUAUAGUAUCAGAAAAAAAGGAAUCAUAGGAAAGAUAUUAAAGAUGAUAUUUUACAUGACUUAAAAUGAUUUUAU
Pneumocystis carinii B80 is the source of this 705-nucleotide messenger RNA. RefSeq lists its product as hypothetical. Gene Ontology annotation, cellular component: GET complex. The coding region runs from base 45 to 659 and encodes 204 amino acids. The record is from RefSeq and is a predicted model, not a curated record. Gene Ontology annotation, biological process: tail-anchored membrane protein insertion into ER membrane. NCBI's taxonomy places the organism in Eukaryota, Fungi, Ascomycota, Pneumocystomycetes, Pneumocystales, Pneumocystaceae. The transcript is spliced from 4 exons.